AUGGCGUGUCCGGUUCAGUUCCUCUGCCGGGGGCUUCGCACCGUUGGCCUGGUUCUGCUCUACUAUGUCUUCUCCAUAGGGAUCACAUUUUAUAACAAAUGGCUGAUGAAGGGUUUCCAUUAUCCCCUCUUCAUGACCCUGGUGCAUCUCACCAUCAUCUUCUCCCUGUCGGCUUUGACCCGGUGGGUCUACACGGCCGUCUGCGGAGCAGGAAAACCCCGUGUGGUCCUGAGCUGGAGAGACUACCUCUUUAAAGUGGCUCCCACUGCCUUAGCGACAGCUCUGGAUAUUGGACUUUCCAAUUGGAGCUUCCUCUUCAUCACAAUUAGCUUGUACACCAUGACCAAGUCUUCAGCAGUGCUGUUUAUCCUCUUUUUCUCUCUAGUGUUCAAACUGGAGGAGCCGAAUCCUUACCUGAUCGUGGUGGUGCUGCUGAUCUCCUGCGGCCUCUUUAUGUUUACGUUCGAGUCGACCCAGUUUAACCUGGAGGGCUUCAUCAUGGUGCUGCUGGCCUCUUUCCUCGGGGGAAUCCGCUGGACCCUCACUCAGGUCCUCAUGCAGAAAGCAGAGCUGGGCCUUCAGAACCCAAUAGACGCCAUGUACCACCUUCAGCCGCUCAUGUUCCUCGGCCUCUUCCCCCUCUUCCUCUACAAUGAAGCUCUGAGCCUCGGCACAUCGGAGAAGUUAUUCCGGGUGACCGAGCUCUCCUCCCUCCUGUACUCGCUCUUCACGCUGGGCAUCGGGGGCUCGCUCGCCUUCGGUUUGGGCUUCUCCGAGUUCCUGCUCGUCUCCCGGACCUCCAGCCUGACGUUGUCCAUAUCGGGGAUCUUUAAGGAGGUGUGUACUCUGCUUCUGGCUGCAUCUCUGAUGGGAGACAAACUGACUGCCGUUAACUGGCUGGGCUUCGUUGUGUGUCUGUGUGGCAUUUCAUUACACCGGAACUUGCGCGUGCCGACCUCGCACCUCUGGAAUGCCGCGCGGAGACUUUUCGGAAGGACUAACCCGGACUCACCGAACCGCCAGGCGCCUCUCAUGUCUCCUAAUCAUUUUGCCACAUUAUGCUCACCUUCCUGGGGAAUGCUGUGCUUCCUGCUCAGUGUCCUCCUGCUCCGGUCCUCGGGGGUCCGCGGCCAAGGUCGCCUGAAGCUGACGGUUCUGUCUGAGGACAGACUUCAGAUGAAGUGGAGGGAGGCUGACGGUCCCAUUCAGGGCUAUAAAGUCCGAGUGAGACCGAUUUCAGAAGUGCCGCAACCGGAGCUAAUGCUGACCACCACCAGGGGCAGGGCGACGGUGGCCGGACUGGACUCCAGUCAGGAGUAUUCACUCCAAGUCCUCGAGGAGGAGACGAUCCGCAGCGGCAGCCGCGAGCAGAAGAAGAAGCUGCUGCCCGGAGGGUCGGGCUCCGGGGAUCUGGACGAGGCAGCAGAUGUCCUGUUGGGUCGGCCAACCGUUCUGUACCCGGACUCCACCACCCCAACGGCGGCUGCCGCCCCAGACACGGAGCCCUCAACAACAGGAACGCCGUAUAAAGUCACAGAUGAGGCCUCGGAGAAAACCACCAAAGAGAAGAAGAAGAGAAAAAAGGACAAAGAAAGGCACCGUUCCACGGUGGAGAAGAAGGAGGAGCAGGGGACGAAACAGGGCAAAGUCACAGAGGAAAAAGCCCGGAAGACAUCCCUCCCAACACAGCCUGUAACAGGGCCGUCUCCAAGGAAACCAUACCAGUGCAGCAGCGACGCAGCAGCCGACAUCGUGCUGUUGGUGGACGGCUCCUGGAGCAUCGGACGCACCAACUUCAGGCGGGUCAGAGACUUCUUGGAAGGGCUGGUUACGCCUUUCCAUAUUGGGCCGGCCCACAUUCAGAUUGCUUUGACCCAGUACAGCGGAGACCCUCGCACUGAGUGGCAGCUCAACAGCUUCACCACUAAAGACCAGAUUUUGGAGGCGGUGAGAAAUUUUAGGUAUAAAGGAGGAAACACGUUUACAGGACAGGCCCUGCUCCACGUCAUGGAGGAGAACAUGAGGCCGGAGGCGGGCGCCAGAUCGGACACGCCGUUUUUCCUGGUGCUGCUGACCGACGGGAAAUCUCAGGAUGACGCCAUUGCAGCGGGAAACCGGCUGAAGAAUUCAGGCGUGGAAAUCAUCGCUGUAGGGGUGAAGAACGCAGAUGAAGCCGAGCUGAGACAGGUGGCUUCGGAGCCCGUGGAUGUGAACGUCUACAACGUGAAUGACUUUCCUCUGCUCAGCAAGCUGGUGGCACGACUGGUCCACAUCCUGUGUAGGAGGAUAGAAGACCGCGGCAUCUCAAAACGAAUGGAGCCUGGUCCCACAGCAGACCCAGCCCUCUCCUACCCAAGUCCAACUGAUCUCCGCUUUUCUGACCUGGGAUCCAGAGAGGUGCAGCUGCACUGGAUCAACCCGUCCGAGCCCGUCCAGCAGUACAGGGUGGUGUACCACAGUGCCGAGGGCCAGAGUCCCCAUGAGGUGGUGGUGUCCGGCUCUGAAUCAACGGUGCUGCUUGAUGGCCUCUCGUCUCAGACGCUCUACCACAUCUCCAUCUUUCCGGUGUAUGCAGACAACGUCGGCCUGGCGCUCAGAGGAACCGUCACCACCUUGGCACUGGCCAUGCCGACCGACUUGGAGGUGACUCCCUCCUCCUACAGCACGCUGCGAGUGAGCUGGAGCCCAGCGGCUGGCGCCACUCAGUACAUGAUCCUGUACUCAGCACUCAGCCACGGAGAGCCCGACGACGCAAAGGAGGAGAAGUUCAGGGCGGAUCAGACUGUGGUGGAGCUGGCCGGGUUACUGCCGGCAACAGACUACUCCGUCACACUUUACGCGCUCUAUGACGAAGAUCCAAGUGAUCCCGUCACUUCUGUUGCCACCACAUUCCCUCUCCCAGCACCAGUCAGUGUUCAGUUCCCUCUGGUCGCCCACAGUACGCUGAGGGUGAGCUGGGUGCCUGGUGCUGUGGAUGUCCCGGCCCACAGGGUCACGUACAGCACCAACCACGGCAGUGACACCAAGCAGGUGGAGGUGACGGGGCUGAACUCUGUGCUGGUGCAGAACCUCUCAUCUCUGUCCAGAUACCUGGUGUCUGUCCAGUCUCACUACCCACAGGGACUGUCAGCGGCUGUCACCAGCAACGUCACCACCUUGAAAGUGCCUUCGCCCUCCGACCUGAGGGUGACCAAUUUCUCAGGCAGUGACAUCACGGUGCGCUGGGAGGCUGCGGCAGACGAUGUUGUUUCUUACCUCAUAAAGUGGAUUUCUUUAAGUGGAGGAGACCUGAGACAGUUGCGCGUGAAUGGAGACAGUGAAGGAGUUAUUCUGGAGGGUGUAGAGGAUGAUAAAGAAUACCAGAUCUCUCUGUCUGCCCUCUAUGGAGACGGGGCUCAGAGUGAAGCUGUGGCCAUUCGCUACAGCACCCUGGCGGGUGGAGGCCCCUCCGGCGUGACGGUGUCUGAGGAGACGGCAGUCAGCCUGUUGGUCAGCUGGGUGCCCCCCAACGCGCACGUGCUGCAUUACCGCGUCACGUACACGGCGCUGACCGGAGCCGAGACUCAGGACGGCACCGUGCUGGUCCCAGGUGCUGAUAAGCAGGUGCUUCUUGAGUCUUUGCAGCCAGACACGCGUUACAGCAUCUUGGUCACCGCAGAGUAUCGCAACACAGAGGGAGGCAGCGGCUCAGCACAAGGAAAAACUGACCACUCCAGCAUCUGUGUGUCCUGGAGGCCGGUGUCUGCUGUCCACGGGUACCGGAUCGUCAUCCAGUCGGUUAAAGACAAGCAGGCGAAGCAGGAAGUGGUGGACGAGUCCAGCAGCAGCCACUGCUUCUCGGACCUGGAGCCUGAGACUCUGUAUCGCAUAAGCGUGCACUCGUUACUCGGCUCAGUGGAGGCCGCCGCCGUCUCCAUCCUCCAUCCAACAGCCACAGCUCCUGCCAGAAUUCCCAUCCAUCCCCGGCUGCACCCGAUCCACAACGAAGUCUGUCCUGAAGUCACCAUCAGAAACAGCAUCGUUAAAGGGUUCGACAUGAUGGAGGCGUUCGGCCUGACGCGGAGGGCCCACUCCUCGGUGGAGGGCGUGGCCGCGGAGCCUUUCGUUUUUAACACCCUCCCCACCUACACUCUGUACAGAGAUGUCCAGCUGACCCAGAGCACCAGGUUCAUUCACCCUGCAGGUUUCUCCUCUGAGCACACCAUCAGCAUUGCCUUCCGCCUGCUGCAGGACACUCAGAAGCAGCCCUUCGCUCUUUGGCAGCUCACCGAUAACGACUUCCAACCGAAGAUGGGAGUGGUGCUUGACCCAUCUACCAAACACCUGCUGUACUUCAGUCUGGACUACAGGGGAGAGGUCCACCUGUCUGUGAGCCAGGUGAGCGUCUCCCUGUCUGUGGACUGUCAGCACGUGGGCGAGAGGCCCGCCCGGCCUCUUGGCAUUCUGCCCACCGACGGCUUUGAGAUGCUGGGAAAGCUUACCAAGACCCGAGGUCCAAACAGUGGAUCAGCCGCAUUCCAGCUGCAGUCCUUUGAGAUGGUCUGUAACACCACGUGGGCCUCGGAGGACACCUGCUGCGACCUGCCUGGAGUGGGGAAACCAGGUCCUCGAGGUGAGAAAGGAGAGAAGGGGGAGCUAGGCCAAAAGGGUGAGGUGGGUCCACCUGGAAGGCCUGGAUUUGAGGGAGGCCUGGGCCCGGUGGGCAGCGUAGGGCCUCGAGGCAUCACCGUGCAGGGCAAAACGGGUCCACCAGGAGCCAGGGGAGAAAAGGGAGAGCCUGGGCGGCCUGGAGGACAGGGUUUACAAGGACCCCCAGGCCCAAAAGGAGAAGAGGGGAUCCCAGGACCCAAGGGCAUCAGGGGUGUGGAGGGAAACAUCGGUGCUCCCGGCCUCACCGGACCCCGGGGUUUCCAGGGAAUGCCGGGACACCCCGGGCCCAUCGGGGAUAGGGGCCCUUCCGGACCUAUGGGACCUACGGGCCUGCCAGGAAAUAAAGGGGAGCGAGGAGAGAAGGGGGAACCUCAGUCAAUGGCCAUGAUCUAUCAACUGGUGACGCAGGCCUGUGAGCAGCUAGUGCACAAGGAGGUGCUGAAACUCGACAUGUACAUCAACGAGAUUGGUCGUAAACCAGCUCCUAUCGAGGAGCCCGUCGGGCCCCCGGGGGAACCAGGUAUACCGGGGUCCAGGGGCCCACCCGGUGGAAGAGGCACUCAGGGGGACACUGGCACCAGAGGGAAGCCUGGCAGGCCUGGUUAUCCAGGAGAACAGGGAAGGAGAGGCUCACCGGGGGAGAAGGGAGAGCCGGGGAACAAUGCGAGUCCAAGCUGGGAGACCCAGGCCCCAAAGGAGACGAGGGCAGACCGGGCCCACCGGGGAUCCCCGGACCUCCGGGCCAGCCGGGCGAGAUCGGCCCACCGGGCGUGUGCGACAGCAGUGGAGGCUGCCAAAACGUUCCUCAGCAAACCGAUGAGGCUAAUUACGCCUACCAGCCCUGAGUCCACAUUCAGAGGCCCAGCAGCCGGACGCGGCCGAACAUCUGUGAGGACGGCGCCCGCCUCCUCUGGAGGAGGAAAACCAGGAAGGGCAUCCCAGAAGAAACUAGACAUGAGGAAUGACGCAGAAGCCUCUCCUUUUACAGCACGCGGGAGCAUGAAAAGACACAAGAACUGUUCCAUUCUUCUUGUGACCGUCACUCUUAAAAGAUACAGACUAAAUUGUUUGAGGAUGGGUGAGAAAGGUUUUUCCCAGUGGGAUCAGUUAAGUCGUACACAACAUAUUCGCACUGAGACUUUUUUGUUACUAUUUCUUAUGCACUGUAUCGAUUCAAACUGUUUAGCCAUUUAUGAUCUUUAUAUAUUUGUAUUCUAACCUCAACUGCCUCAGAGUUAAUGAAAAAUAAUCCCUGAUAUGAAAGCUUUUUUUCUUCAGUGGCUUGAAUGAUACUGUGAGAACGUCUGCUAUAUGUAGAAUUUGUACAUGUUUAUUGUAUUUCUGUUAUCUCUUUAUCCAUGUAGAUUUUAUAAAGUAAGGCAGUUCAUGUUUACAUUUUCAGAUUUCUUGGGGUGUGUGGGUGGAAAACAUUACAUGUUUGAAUGAGAGAGAAAAUAGUUUCUUUUUUUAUUAAAAUCACAUG
Molecule: messenger RNA, 6133 nt
Organism: Menidia menidia (Atlantic silverside)
Lineage: Eukaryota; Metazoa; Chordata; Actinopteri; Atheriniformes; Atherinopsidae
Source: the annotation of a GenBank genome assembly